UCCAUAUUACUGGGAGAUCAAACUGGAGCUGAAGAGGUAGUAGAGGGCAGCAAAAACGUCAUGAAGAAGAAGACAGUGAUGGCGUUGUUUGGUCUUGUGCUGGGGUACCUAGUUACCGGAGCGGUGGUCUUCCAGAUGCUUGAACAACCCUUUGAGGCUAUGCAGCAAGACCUUCUCACAAGACACCGAUCCGAGUUCCUUUCAGAAAACUCCUGUGUGCAGGAGGACUCUCUGGACCAUUUUGUGUUGCAGGUGAAAGAAGCCCUGGGUUCUGGAGCUGAUAUUCCAGUAAAUGGCACCAACGUUACCUCACAGUGGGACAUUGGGAGUUGCUUCUUCUUUGCAGGAACCGUCAUCACCACAAUUGGUUUUGGUAACAAUGCCCCGAAAACAGAAGGGGGACGGACGUUCUGUAUUUUUUAUGCGCUAGUAGGCAUUCCAUUGUUUGGCAUCCUGCUGGCAGGAGUUGGUGACCAUUUGGGAUCUGCUCUCCGGAAAGGAAUUGGAAAAGUGGAAAUGAUAUUCUUGAAAUGGCGUGUGUCUCCUACCAUUGUACGGGUCAUCUCAGCCCUUCUCUUCAUCCUCAUUGGUUGUGUCCUCUUCGUUCUUAUACCAACUUUAAUCUUCCAGGAAAUUGAGCAAUGGACCCUGUUGGAGUCCAUCUACUUUGUAGUCAUCACACUUACCACUAUUGGAUUUGGAGACUAUGUAGCAGGAGACAGCGCUGGUAAGGAGCACAAAUGGUACAAACCACUGGUCUGGUUUUGGAUAUUGCUUGGCCUUGCCUACUUUGCUUCCAUCUUGACAAUGAUUGGGAACUGGCUGAGAGUUUUGUCCAGAAAAACAAGAGCAGAGAUGGGUGGACUAACAGCCCAUGCAGCAAACUGGACAGCAAAUAUGACUGCUGAUAUUAAACUUCCCCACCGUGGAAUAAGCCUCAACUUUCAAGAACGAAUGAUUCGUCAAAAAGGGGCUAUGCACGAUCCAGAACAACAGAAUGAUGAAGAAAUGGAUGAUGAGGAAGAGGAGGAUGGAGAACCGCAAACACUUCCAACGUGUGCCCCUAUCAUUCCACAGACACCCCCACUUACUCCUGCACUGAGAACAGAGGAUGCUGGGAAACGAGCCAUGGAGUGGGGUGAAAAUUUGGCUUUCAUUGAUGAAUCCUCUGAUAGUCAGAGUGAGAUGGGGAUGGGGGAAGGAGAAACCGGGGAUGAAAAAGGAAAGAAAGGAAAAGUGCUGAAAAGCAAGAAGAGGAAGAGGUUGGGUGGACGGAGCAUUUCUGUCCCACGGAAUCGAGAUAAAGGGGAAAGUGGAUAGGAAAAAAUGUACCUUAUUUCUAAAAUUCUGCUUUAAAAAGUUCCAAUACUACCAAAGUGCCACUCUCUCUUCCCUAUACUGCACUACCACAUUUCCCAUGAAAUCAUAAUAUAUUACAGGUAUAUAAAGUGAAGUUCUUGAGAAUGUUUUUCAAAGUUUUUACCUGUA
Nanorana parkeri is the source of this 1488-nucleotide messenger RNA. RefSeq names its product potassium two pore domain channel subfamily K member 4 (gene KCNK4). The record is from RefSeq and is a predicted model, not a curated record. Gene Ontology annotation, cellular component: membrane. Gene Ontology annotation, biological process: stabilization of membrane potential; potassium ion transmembrane transport. The coding region runs from base 61 to 1320 and encodes 419 amino acids. NCBI's taxonomy places the organism in Eukaryota, Metazoa, Chordata, Amphibia, Anura, Dicroglossidae. The transcript is spliced from 7 exons. Gene Ontology annotation, molecular function: potassium ion leak channel activity.